This is a messenger RNA of Linum trigynum, 672 nucleotides long. NCBI's taxonomy places the organism in Eukaryota, Viridiplantae, Streptophyta, Magnoliopsida, Malpighiales, Linaceae. The record is from the annotation of a GenBank genome assembly.
AUGGCAAGUUCGAUGGUUGCUGUCUCGCGCAGACUCUACCGCUCCCUUCUCUCGAACUCCAAGUCGUCUCAAAUGUCCAUGCCUUUCUGCACAACAACCGUCUCCUCUUUCGAUCACUCAGAAGCAGAGACCGAGACUCUCAACUCGGACACCGAGUCAGUUCCCAACUCCGCCGCUUAUUCUUCUUCAUCGUCGCCCCCCGCCGGCGAACGGGUGGUGUUUGAUCGCCCGCUUGAGGGUGGCCUCGAUACCGGAGUUUACAAGGCGAUAUUGGUGGGGAAAGUUGGGCAGAGUCCAUUUCAGAAGAAAUUGAAGGGCGGGAGAACGGUGACUCUGCUCUCCCUGGGAACCGGAGGGAUUCGAAAUAACCGUAGGCCUCUGGAGAAUGAGGAGCCCAGAGAUUAUGAGAAUCGAUGUGCUGUUCAGUGGCAUCGUGUCUCGGUUUACCCUGAGAGAUUGGGGGAUAUUGUCAUGAAGAAUAUUGUGCCCGGUUCAAUUGUGUAUCUGGAAGGAAAUCUGGAGACCAAGAUAUUUACGGAUCCGAUAACCGGUAUUGUGCGCCGUGUAAGAGAGAUUGCUAUUCGUCGAAAUGGGAGAAUCGUGUCGUUGGGAGGAAACGAUGACGCCCGCAAAGCUAGCCCGCCAGAGCUGAAAGGUGUUGGGUACUACUAG